Penaeus indicus is the source of this 2434-nucleotide messenger RNA. RefSeq lists its product as uncharacterized. Gene Ontology annotation, cellular component: plasma membrane. Gene Ontology annotation, biological process: copper ion transmembrane transport. The record is from RefSeq and is a predicted model, not a curated record. The transcript has 7 exons. Lineage: Eukaryota; Metazoa; Arthropoda; Malacostraca; Decapoda; Penaeidae. Bases 190 to 849 code for a protein of 219 amino acids. Gene Ontology annotation, molecular function: copper ion transmembrane transporter activity.
AAACUUCGCGAGUUCGGUUCUGUCUCUCGCGCGGAAAAGACGGGAGAGAAGUUCUUGCUCUGAACUUCUUCCUUUUUUUAUUUCUGUUCUUUUUACACUGAAUGGGUUUUGGGAUACUGUUUUGGGUUUUUUUUGAAAGUUUGUGAAGUUCCUAUUUUUGGUGAAGGACAUCCGGGUAUCUGACUUAGGAUGGACCAUAGCAUGCACAUCGCAGAGCCGGACGGAAUGCCGCCCCAGCCAGAGACCGAGAUGCCUGGCGGUCAUGAGAGCCACAUGGAUGGCCUUUUGGACGGAUGGGGGGGAGAGGAGCAGGAGUUGCUCGGGAUGCUGCACGUGCCUCUGCUCCACGGGGGCGUGAAGGAAGUCCUGCUCCUGCCGAGCCUGUCCACCGCCUCGCCGGGCUCCUUCACCCUCGCCUGCAUCCUCCUUGCCCUCUGCACCGCCCUCGUCGAGGUCCUGCGUCUGGCUGUAUGGUGGGUGGAGAACCGGAGGAUAAACAAACAGACACGUGGAGGAACCUGUGAAUGUAAACACUGCACGAGCGUUACUGUCAGCCUGCGAGGAGUGGCGGAAGGCAAGCAGUACAACGCGAUCCACGAUGCCAACAGCGGCGAGUCCCUGAGCAUACAGUCCUCUUCGAACUCAUCGCUGUCAGCCAGGCGAACCGGCUUGUGGCUCGCUGUCUCAGGCGCCCUCCACCUCCUCAUCUACUUGACCUCCACUCUCCUCAUGCUUAUCGCCAUGACCAUGAACAUCUACCUCAUCCUGUCCAUGGGCGUCGGGGCCUCCUGCGGGAAAAUCGCCACCCUCAUCGCCCGCAGGAGGAUGGAGGACGGGCCGUGCAAGUGACGCCAGAACAGGGUUUCCCCCAAACCCUGGACGGUGGCGGAGGCGGUGACGGAGGAGGAGGCGGUGACGGGGGCGGAUAGGAACGGCCUCCCGCACACCACGCCCUUCUGAGGGUCCUCGCUGCGAUCCUGGCUACGAUGGAGGGAGUCUAUGCGCGUCACUUGAGUUUGGUCGAAUUACUCGUGAGAAUACUAUAAAUAUAUAUAUUCAUACCGGUAAGAUGGUGAAAAGAGUUAGAUAUGAAUAAAUAUUUUUUACUAGAGUGUCCCGGUGACAUAAAUUAACGGGAACUCUAAUGAAUUGGAUUCUGCAACUAUCAAAUAAAUAUCUCUCUAGACUCCAAAGCUCGCAAUCCUUUCAAAAUGCCCACAGAAGUUAGCUGCUCCAUCUGUCUUGGUUUCAGAAAAAAAAAGAUUUAGGUGUAAAAGGGGCAUGUUAAGCAGUGAUAGGGUAAAUGCUAUAAAACUAAAUUGAAAUUCUUUUAAAAUUUUAAAAUAACACAAAUAAGCAUGUGAGUCAGUAAAUACACGCCUUUGCUGAUGAAAUGAACUAUGAUGUAAUAACUUUUUGAGACAAACGGAAAUGCCACCAUAUAUUUCUCAAGCGUCUGUUUGCCUUAGUGAUGAGGGAGUUGUGAACAUUUAAUAAGGAAUUGGAGAAAUUUAUUAAGGAGCGGGCGAACAGUCUGGAAAAUACGUGAAUUAGAUUAAUAAAUGUGAUUAUAAUACUGCACAGUUUGCACCGUUCUGUGAGUAAUAGCUUAAUAAAUAAUAAACAAAGGAGAGGGUUAAUAUAUAUAUCCAUACAGUACACACACAUACACGCGCACGUGCGCACAUGUAUGCAUAUAUAUAUGUGAAUCGGAAAAAUCCGGUAAUCCAGCAGAACGUACUUUUGACUGGAUUGCCGGCUGAACCAAAACGCAAUUAACUGUGGUGUACCAUUUUAAUAUAGCUGUGAAUAUAGGAUAAUUUGUCGAAGUUCACUGGCUUUCCUCCCCUCCCCCCCUUUUUUUUUACUCCACCACUGCAACGGUGAUUUACUGCUUCGGAAGGGGCGCAUGAUCAAUAUUCAACUACAUCAAGCCUUACAAAAUCUGUGAUAAUAUAUAAUUAUAAUAUUAGUCAAACUCAUUAGGAAAGGAACAUGAAAUCAUGAUAGCAGCAGAUCAUUAUUAUGAACUUUGCUUAUGCACAUGUACACACCCGUGGACGUGCAAGUACAUUCACAAACACAUUCUAACAAACAACUAAACACACGCACAAUAAACAUUACUCAAUUUAGAGUUACAAAGUUAGUGUUGAGAUCAGUGUUAGCAUAAAUGUAUUGCUCUCACACGUUAUAUGUUUCUGUGGUAAAAAAUCCGUCUAUUAACGUUUUAAAUAUACACACACUCAUUGCAGUCAUCACACUUUUAUAUACUUAUAGGUGUGAUGAUACAUAUAUAUCCUAAAAGAGUAUACUUUCUGUGGUAAAUGUUUUUAGAUAAAACAAGCAUAGAGAAGAUAUUAUAUGUUUACUGGACCAGAAUAAAUGUUUAAUCUAUAUUUUUCUUCACUAGAUGUAUAAUAAAGGUUACUGCAUU